Molecule: messenger RNA, 678 nt
Organism: Setaria italica (foxtail millet)
Lineage: Eukaryota; Viridiplantae; Streptophyta; Magnoliopsida; Poales; Poaceae
Exons: 3
Coding region: 1-678 (225 amino acids)
Source: RefSeq, a predicted model, not a curated record
AUGACGGUGGAUCGCACCGACGCACUCGACUGCGGCAUCUGCUUCCUCCCGUUGAAGCCCCCCAUCUUCCAGGUACACGUCGUCUCGUCUCUGAAUCAGAUCCUGCGACGUGGGGCACGUGGUGUGCUCGCCGUGCCGGGACAAGCUGGCGGCGGGCGGCCAGUGCCACGUGUGCCGGGACCCGACCAGGUUCCAGCGGUGCCAGGCCAUGGAGAAGAUAUAUGGUGGACGCCGUCCGCGUCCCGUGCCCGCACGCCGAGCACGGCUGCGCCGACCGGCCGGCGUAGCACGACCGGUAGCACCACGCCCGCGAGUGCGCGCGCGCGGGGUGCCGCCGCCGCGCCCGGCUGGCCGUGCACCGCGGAGCCCACCCCCGAUCGCUCCUUCGACGUCCACCUCCGCGACGGCUUCAACCUCAUCACCGCCGCCCGCGGCGAAGCCCAGCACCUGAUCCUGCUGAACGUGGCGAGGACGCCGUUCGGCCGCGCCGUCUCUGCGGUCCGGGGCUUCCUGCGCGAGCACUUCCAGACGUCUCGGGUCGAGGUCGCGUCCAUGGAUGGCUCGGAUGCGCUGCCAGAUCGCAGCGCCUCCUUCCAGUUCUUCUUCCCAAAGUUUGCUGGUGGAUCCGACGAGGAUGAUCUUCGCGUCGAUGUUGUUAUUAACAUCAGCCCAUCAUAA